Molecule: messenger RNA, 2038 nt
Organism: Scophthalmus maximus (turbot)
Lineage: Eukaryota; Metazoa; Chordata; Actinopteri; Pleuronectiformes; Scophthalmidae
Gene: napab
Product: N-ethylmaleimide-sensitive factor attachment protein, alpha b
Exons: 11
Coding region: 139-1026 (295 amino acids)
Biological process (GO): intracellular protein transport; synaptic transmission, glutamatergic; SNARE complex disassembly
Cellular component (GO): vacuolar membrane; synaptobrevin 2-SNAP-25-syntaxin-1a complex; terminal bouton
Molecular function (GO): syntaxin binding; soluble NSF attachment protein activity
Source: RefSeq, a predicted model, not a curated record
GUGACAGAGGUGCUGGUUACACUUUGCGGCUGCUGAUGUGACAAGGCGAACCCGCUACGGCUAAGUGUUUCUGUUAGCCGGGUUGUUGACUUUCGCACUCCCCUCGUUCGUCCCCGGAAUCACAGCAGCGACACGAACAUGGACAAUAGCGGGAAAGAAAAAGAAGCGAUGGCCUUAAUGGCCGAGGCCGAAAAGAAGUUAAAGUCCUCGCAGUCGUUUUUCGGAGCGCUGUUCGGGAGCUCCUCCAAACUCGAAGAGGCCUGCGACAUGUAUGUGAGGGCAGCCAACAUGUUCAAAAUGGCCAAGAAUUGGUGUGCUGCAGGAAAUGCGUUCUCCCACGCCGCUCGCCUUCACCUGCAGAUGCAGAGCAAACACGAUGCGGCAACCAACUUCAUAGAUGCUGGAAAUGCCUUCAAAAAAGCAGAUCCACAAGAGGCCAUAAACUGCCUAAACCGAGCUAUUGAGAUAUACACAGACAUGGGGCGCUUCACCAUCGCAGCCAAACAUCACAUCACCAUUGCUGAAAUAUAUGAGACAGAGCUGGUGGACAUCGACAAGGCCAUCGCUCAUUAUGAACAGGCUGCGGAUUACUACAAAGGGGAAGAGUCCACCAGUUCGGCGAAUAAGUGCCUUCUGAAAGUAGCGACCUACGCAGCUCAGCUGGAGCAGUACCCGAAAGCUAUUGAGAUCUACGAGCAGGUCGGAACCCAUGCAAUGGACAGUACGCUCCUGAAAUACAGUGCCAAGGAUCACUUCUUCAAGGCAGCGCUGUGUCACUUCUGUGUAGACAUGCUGAAUGCAAAGCUCGCUGUGCAGAAGUACGAAGAAAUGUUUCCAGCCUUUUCAGACUCAAGAGAAUGCAAACUGAUGAAGAAACUUCUAGAUGCCUAUGAAGAGCAGAAUAUGGAUGCCUAUACUGAUUCGGUGAAGGAAUACGACACGGUUUCCCGGUUGGACCAGUGGCUCACCACCAUGCUUCUACGCAUCAAGAAAACCGUACAGGACGACGAGAGCGACCUUCGCUGACUUCUCUCCGCGCUCUUCCUCGAGCCCCCCGACAACCCGACUUUACAUCCUUCGUUUUGCCUUCGGCCUGUCACUUCCAUCUAACAGCAAUCUUACAAUCUCGUGACCAUUAGCCCUUGUAUUCCUGCACAGACACCCUUCCCUUCCUACCUUCUGCAGUAUUUUUUCCUUGCCUUUUCAAUCCAAUCAACUCUCUCAAAAUGUGUGGUCUUUACAGUUGCAAACACUAUUUUCACACGAGUGCACACAUUGUUAGUGGUAUAUCAUGAUGAUACAUGUAUCGGCCCAAUAUAAGUCAAAGUUUUCCUUAACUGGGCUGCAAUACCAAAUACUCAUACCAGCAACACUUGCAUAAUAAAGGGUUUGUUUUAUUUUCAUCAUUGUGAAAAUGGAUUGGGAGGUUGCCAACUUACAAACACUUUGACCUACAAAAUCUAUUUUCCAGAAUGCGCUUCAGAAUAAAACGAAACUAAAGCAGUCAUAUCAGGGCGUAUCUAAUUUAAACAGCACUUCAUCUCAGCUGCGGGGCUCCUCCCCCCUCUGCCUUAUACUGCGAAGUUCUCAGGAUGUCAACAGCUAGAUUUGAUGAAAAAUGAAUAACAAUAACAUUAGUAGCAAUGCUUUUAUCAAGCGUUAUUGAAUAAUUUGCUCAUUGUUUUUGUCACCUCCAUUUAAAGAGCUUUUAUUCCACAAAAGAAGGUGGAAAAAAUACAUUGCAAACACUUACAUGGUUUCAAACUAAAGGCCGUUUUCCAAAGUAGGAAAGUAAUUUUUCACUUUUUUUUGUUAUUGUCUGAUUUGUGUUUAUUUUCUGUCAUAACUAAACCAGGCUGUAAAAAACAAACAGAUGCAAUAUAUGGAAGAAAAAGGAGCUUUACUGAUCUGAACACUGUGCUCAUGUAUCCUCCUAAUGAUGUUUUUUGUCAAUAGACAAUUUGGUCUUAAAUAAUUUGUAUAUCACUGAUGUUUCCUGUCAAAACAAAAUUUGAAUAAACCUGUCCCAAGUACAGCA